Molecule: messenger RNA, 1194 nt
Organism: Ramularia collo-cygni
Lineage: Eukaryota; Fungi; Ascomycota; Dothideomycetes; Mycosphaerellales; Mycosphaerellaceae
Exons: 1
Coding region: 1-1194 (397 amino acids)
Source: RefSeq, a predicted model, not a curated record
AUGAAGAGCCACAAACCCCAAUCCACCCUCACCAUUGAGCCCAGAUAUUCGGGAGAAAUGAAUGCCCCUUCCAACAACAACAGCCAAAACCAAACCGAAUCCGAGCUGGAUCUCGCUCGUCAGAAUGAGCCUUCCACCGCGAACAUCACAAGUCUUGUCGACGAACCCCUCUUCUGGCAUGGCUAUACCUCUGAUGAGGAAGCCGUCUCCCCAAUCCAAGGCGACGACAUGAACUGGGACGAACUGGACGAUGCGAGCUUCACCGAUCUCCCUCCACUUUCACCCGUCGAGGAGCAACGGGCAACGGUCAUCAGCCAGGCACAUCAGUCUUGCACCCACGCACAAGCCAUCACCAUUCUUUCAGCCGGACGACCCAAAAUGGUGACCGUACCGAAAUCCCUCGACUCUCCUCGGUCCGAGACUGAUUCCACAUUCGGUUCCCUACCCAACAAGAUCAGACUGAAGACCACCUCAAAUCAUCUGAGAUCAUACUCGCUGGAUGCACCCAGCAAUGACCGGAACAGCAGCGAUUACAGCCAGAAGGACYCGCUAGAUUCGAGUGGUCCCAUCUCACCACUCUCAACAGCACCGAGCUCCAUUCACGAACAACCACCGCGGCCUCACCGAUCAAGCGUCUCUUCCAAGCACAUCCCGCUAAUGGAAGCUGCUCGUCAUGUGCCUCUGAUGGAAGCAGUGCGUAUGGGUUCGCCGACUUCACCAUCCUUGGCAUCACCCACAAUACCAAACAGCAGCUACACCUGGGGUCAACCACCGGCACCAACCUCGGCACCUACGGCUUCAAGGUCUUCAAUGUCCCAACUCAAGAGUGGUGUUUUGUCAGCUUUGAUCAACAAGUUCGAGUCGAAUGAUUCCAACGCGCGCCGCACCUCCAGAAUGGGCAGCAACAACAUCAGCCGGAUAGGCAAACAACUCCUUCGAAGAGACACCAUCGAGGACAUCGAGGAUGGAUACGUGUCCAAAGUGGUAGACACAUCAAACCAGUUCAGUCAGCCCGCCCCAAAAUCAUCAAUACAGCCCACGAAGAUGGUCGCACGUGGUGCCGACGAGCGUGCUCCCGUCCUGACUUUACCAUCAUGUCCGGGCGACUUCAGCGGCUCUUUCGAAUCCGAGUGGCCGCGCUUUCAAGAAUCUCCGCAGCAGCCCCACUCGGCGAGAAUCACCACUGUGGCUUAG